Messenger RNA from Neurospora crassa OR74A, 1413 nucleotides. RefSeq lists its product as hypothetical. Bases 586 to 1155 code for a protein of 189 amino acids. Gene Ontology annotation, cellular component: eisosome; plasma membrane. The record is from RefSeq and is a predicted model, not a curated record. Gene Ontology annotation, biological process: eisosome assembly; protein localization to plasma membrane. The transcript has 3 exons. Lineage: Eukaryota; Fungi; Ascomycota; Sordariomycetes; Sordariales; Sordariaceae.
UAUGAACUGAACAGAGCAAAGCCACGGAGCUCAGCCUUCUUACCUAGUUAUACACAUGUACAACACUAGUCUAAACUCCAGAAUAUGUAAGGUCAGCUUCUCCAUCUUCAUUCCAUCCAUGUCACUAUCACCUCCCCACGUUCUCGCGUUCCCAGGUUCGGGAGUUUUGCCGAUCGGAUGUUGUCUAGGUACCUAGGUAGGUAAGGUAGGUAGGUAGGUAGUUGCCUAGUUUUGACAUGACGAUUUUUUUUUUUCCUAUCUUUCCUUGGCUCGGACUUUUGAGUUUAGUCCCAGGUAGAAUCGGUGGUUCGAGGAAGAAAAAAAAAAAAGGAUGCCGGGGUCUAGUCAGAUGAGGGUGGUAGUAUAGCUUUGGUCGGUUGAUACUACUACACUACCUUACCUUGUGUUGAGACUCUUGGAUUAAUACUAUGAUGUAGAGGUACAAAAGGUGGUGUUCUCCCCUGCUUUUUCUCAAGUGCCGGGAGCUUUUCCUUUUCCUUUUUCGUUUUUCUUUUUCGUUUUGAAACAUUCCCAUCAUCACUUUAUUCACUUCACUUUACUCUUGUCGUUGAAAACAGAAACAAGAUGCUCGCCGGUUUAUGUAUCGGCCUUCGUGGCCUUCAGAUCCUCUUCGGCGCCGUAAUCGUCGGUCUCUCCGCCCAAUUCAUCACCGCCCAAAAAGUCGGUUCCGCAGCGACCACCACGCAAUACUCCGUCUUUACCGGCACCUACGCCAUUCUCGAAGGCUUUCUGGGCAUCGUCGCCCUCUUUCUUAGUUCCUUCCCAGAUAUCGUGGUACUAGGCGCCGAUGCCAUCGGUGCUUUGGUGUUGUUGGCUGGUGGUAUCGCCUGGGCAGUCGAGACCCGCGGCUUCUCCUGCACCGAUCCCACCAAGGCCAAGAAGAUUCUUGACAACAACCUCUUGAACCAAGGCAAACGCAAGUACAAGGGGGACUGGUACUAUGGCAUUCUGUACGGGGACCCGAGUGCGGAGACGGCUUGGAGCCGGCUGCAGUCGAGCUGCAAGAAGGGACUGGCGGAUGAAGUCUUUCAGUUCUUGGCGUUCGCCGUGCUUGUGGUCUUGUUGGUGGUGGGGUGGAUCAGAUGGCGGAAGGGUAGAGGGGGUGGAGGUAUGGGGUCGAGGUCGUAUGUUUAAAGAGGCCUCGGGCGUGGUGUUGAGGAUUCAAAAAGGGGAAUUGGGGUAUUACGAAAAGAGGAAGAUUAAUGAUAAUGGAAUGAUUGAUGGAAACGCAAAAGGGAAAUGGGGGAUGGAGUCGGAUGGGACUCGGGGAGAAUGUCAUGAGUCAGAUUGAGAUACCCGUAUGUUAUGAUGAAAGGAAAUAUGGAAGAUUGGGCUACAUCCCCGUUCAGAAACAUGGAUACUUGGAAGUGGAAUCGGCUUACAAGUAGAAAG